Molecule: messenger RNA, 3153 nt
Organism: Stegostoma tigrinum
Lineage: Eukaryota; Metazoa; Chordata; Chondrichthyes; Orectolobiformes; Stegostomatidae
Product: protocadherin-10-like
Exons: 2
Coding region: 583-3153 (856 amino acids)
Biological process (GO): homophilic cell-cell adhesion
Cellular component (GO): plasma membrane
Molecular function (GO): calcium ion binding
Source: RefSeq, a predicted model, not a curated record
UCUGAUCAGAGCAGAAUUGGACAGCAAACAGCUCGGAACGAUUUGCGCAUAAAUUUACUGGCAAUUUGAGACAAAACUGGAAGAUUGGAAUGACAUAAUUCAAGCAUUUCGCAAGACGAACAGAUGUAACUUUGGGAACAGGGAGAAACAAUGCAGUUCAACAGGUUUAUUUUUCUAUUGUGCAACAAUAAAUCGAGGCAUUUGCACUCACUGCAGGACGCCCAGCUUUAAGAAGUCAUCAGUAAUUUCAUUGGUGGAAUUUAAGCGCGCUGCUCUUCACCAAUCAGAACUUAAGAUGUGGAUGGGAAUCCGCACAGCCCCUUCGCUACCCAGACACCAUCACGUCUAAUCAGACGCAGGGUAAAAUUGGACUGCAAGCGGCUCGUUAGGAAUUGUUCACGAAUCGACUGGACGUUUCGAGAAAAUACAAGGCUUAAAUGGUAUAAUCCGAGCGAUUUGUGAAAUGUUCAGGUAUUUACUCCGGUGCAAUUGCUUCCGAAACAAAAACAUUGGUAUAACUCAAAGGAGAAUAAGUAAUGCUGCGGAUACAUGUUGAAAUAAAGGGAAUGUUUGACUCUGGAAAUGAGAUAUAAAAUAUUUUGGCGUCUGAAAUGCCAUUUCUUGUGCUGCAUAUUCUCUUCUUGGAACCUAGUGUUUGGACAGAUUCGUUACUCAAUUCCUGAAGAACUGCAACUCGGCGCCUUUGUUGGGAAUAUCGCUGAGGAUCUCAGUUUAGAUGUAAAGCAGCUCUCGGCUCGCAAUUUGCGAAUAGUAGCCGGACCCAACACACAAUACGUGGAUAUAAAUUUGGACAUUGGCAUUUUAUUGGUGUCGAAAAUAAUUGACAGAGAAGCGAUCUGCGGACCGAGCCUCAGUUGUGUGCUAAGCUUCAACGUUUUCCUUGAAAACCCUUUAAAGCUGUACCAGGUUGCAGUGGAGAUUCUCGAUGUGAAUGACAAUGCUCCUAGCUUCCCAAAUACACAAUUCCGCCUAGAAGUGUCAGAGCGUUCUAUUCCUGGAACGCGCUUUCCACUCGAGCCCGCGCACGAUCUGGACGUUGGAACCAAUUCCGUACAAAACUACGAGCUCCUUCCGAACGAUUAUUUUGUUCUCGAUGUACAGAUGCGUAGUGGUAAUGUAAAAUCCCCGGUAUUAGUGCUACAGAGUACCUUGGACAGAGAAGCGGAAAGCAGCCACAAAUUAACGUUGAUAGCCAAGGACGGCGGAGUACCUGUGAGAUCGGGCACGAGUCAGGUUAUGAUAAUUGUAAAUGAUGCAAACGACAAUGCUCCCGUCUUCUCCCAGUCAACUUACAGAGUCAAUCUGUUAGAGAAUGUAGCCACAGGAUCGCAGGUAAUCAAACUAAAUGCCACUGACUUGGACGAAGGGUCCAAUGGAGAGAUAAGCUAUUCGUUUGGUAGCCACACUUCAGCUGAAGUUCGUGAACUGUUUGGCGUGAAUUCCAAAACUGGUGAAAUUAUAGUAAAACGGACAUUGGACUAUGAACAAACCAGUGUUUUUGAGUUAAACAUUCAGGCUACAGACGGAGGUUCUGAUGCUAUGUUGGGGCACUGUGAUAUUUUGGUAAAUAUUAUUGAUGUGAAUGAUAACCCACCUGAGGUGAUUUUGACGUCUUUAUCGAGUACAAUUUCCGAAAAUGUCGCAGUUGGGACUGUAGUCGCUCUAUUCGCUGCGGCAGAUAAAGAUUCGGGCGCAAACGGACAGUUACAAUGUCAUAUUUCAAAUAAAUUGCCAUUUAAACUGGAUUCUUCUUUAAAGAAUUAUUACGGAAUACUUGUUCAUCGUGCACUGGAUCGUGAAAAUAACUCCAAGUAUGACGUUACAAUAACAUGUUCUGAUGCCGGAAAUCCUCCACUAACAUCCAAGAAAACUAUUCGGGUCGAGAUAACCGAUGUAAAUGACAACGCGCCACAAUUCAGUCAAUCUGUAUUUACAGCAAGCAUAAUGGAGAAUAAUGAUAUUGGCGCUUCUAUACUUUCCAUUACAGCCUUUGAUCGCGAUGUUGGAGUGAACGCUCAACUGAAAUACUUCAUUCUGGAGACUCAAAUUCUGAACGCCUCGGUAUUCGAUUACAUCUCUAUUAACCCGCACACCGGUGUUAUAUUCGCUCAAAGAUCUUUUGACUACGAGCAACUGAAAAACUUUCAGAUUCAAGCUCAGGUAUUGGACUUUGGGACGCCAUCAUUGACAAGUAAUGUUUCAGUGGAUGUGAUUAUCCUGGAUCAAAAUGACAACGUUCCAGUCAUCGUGCAGCCAGUGGCCGAAUUUGGGUCAACAGCAGUUGAUACAAUAUCCAGGUUUGCGGAACCAGGCUAUUUGGUUGCCAAGGUAUCCGCCACUGACGCUGAUGCCGGUCAGAACGCUCGUCUUUCUUAUUCCAUUUUUCAGGCUACCCAGCAUAACCUUUUUACUAUUUCACCAGACACUGGAGAAAUUUGGACAAUCCGUCGUGUCGUUUCCAAAGAUGCCUCGAAGCAAAGGUUGGUGAUUCUGGUAAAAGAUAAUGGAUCACCAUCUCUUUCUGCCUCAGUGACUAUUAUCUUAACUGUAAUUGGUGAUGACGCUGACAUAUUUUCCAAAGUCAGUGGUUCGUCUGAAGACCCCCGGUUUCGGCCUGAUCUGAGCCUUUCCUUGGUCAUCGUAUUAGGAAUUAUUUCUACCAUUUUUCUCGUGAUUUUAAUUAUUCUCGCUGUGAAGGUUCAUAAAAGCAGGAAUCCACAGAGUGGUCAGCACUGUUCCCUGGGAGUUUGUUGUUGCAUUGAAACUGGGCAUUCUCUGAAUGGAAUUCAAAAAGCCAGUAGAAACCUUCAGAUACCCUCAAAUUACGUUGAGGUAUUCGGUGGUGACCCACUUUCUCAGAGUUUCCGUUAUGAGUCAUGUUCAACAUUGCAGUCAACAAGGCGAGACUUCAUAACCCCCAACAGAUGCAAGUCACCCACGGACAAAACGUAUGCCCAGAAUGAUUAUGUUGGGAAACGGGAUCCUGAGUUGCUGCCCACCGAGAAGGUCAGCAACACUUUGUACAACGAGGUGAGCCAUUUCGAAAAUGGGAAUAGGUUUUUUUUUAAUUCAUUCAAGCAAUGUGAGCAUCACCAUUUGGCCAACGCUUUUGGCCUGUCCUACUGGUCCUGA